CUCCCACCCGCAGCUUAAUGACAUGGCCAGCAACAGAGAAGAACCUUUAUCUUCGCUGAAAACCCUUGUUGUUGUUGCUUUUUAAAAGGCAAAGAGGAGAAAACUGAGUUGCCUACCCUGGAAACCUGCAGUCGCAAAUAUGCCGCAGAAACCAGGGCAUGUUGCCGGCAAGAUGCUGUGGAUGGUGCCGCGCUAUGCUGAGCUUGAAGGCACCCUCAUCCGGCUGGGCAGCAUCCUCAGCGAUCCGGAGAACCUCGAGACGAGCCUCAAUCUAAACGCCAUCCCCGCGAUCCCCGCAGGUGCGCGCCGCGAUGCCACCCCGCACGUGCGGCAGUAUGUGCGCAGCGAAAUGAAGAAUAGCGACAGCGCGCUGGUCAAGGCCAUGCCGAACCUGCCACUGCUGAGCGCGGGGCUGUCGGGCGACGUGAGGCGGACCGACACGGCUGAGACGACAAUCUGCGCCAUCGAUGUCAAGGCCGAGGUGUUCAUGCCGGACAAGGCCUUCAUGCAGGAGGCGCUCAAGCACAAGGGCGUCAUCGAACACGCCCGCAAGGGGUCGUUUGGGACGCGGCUCUAUGUCAUCGUCGGCGUGGCCACCGCCGGCGAGCUCACGGUCAAGGAGAAGCUAGGCAACGAGCGCCGGGCCGCCGCCCCGGGCCAUUUGGCUGCACCGGGCGGCGCAGGCGAGGGCGAGGCAGGGUUCGAGCAUCAGCGCCAGGGUGAGGUUGACUCGGAGCUCGAGGUGAAGAACUCGUGCGACUUCGCCUACCGUCUGCGCGAGUUCGUCUACACUCGCGUCCGCGGACUGCGGGACAAAGGCGACUAUGGCGAGAACUCCAUGUUCAGCAAAGCCAGCGCCAGCAGCGAUUUCAUCGGUGCCAGCGGCAAGCCCGCCGCCGCCGCCCAGAAGCAGGUCGAGGAGCUGCCCAAGUUCCUAUUUUUCAAGCCGGACGAUGCGGCUGCUCCUGGAAUCAUGACAUUCGUGGUGUCCGCGGAAGCGGCGUGAAGGGCUCACUGCAGCAAUCGGUCUGCUUGGCAGCUUGAAAUGCUGGUGAAUGGUUUCGUGUCAGCCUUGUCGCACGGCACUGACGCAUAACAAGCCGAUGACUGGGUAGGCCCCAUGUGGAUCGGGCAACGAAAGACUUUUGAUUCGUAUUUAAUAGCUGACGCGGCGUCGAGUUUUCUAUGGCUAGCGUCCCGUGCAUUUCAGUGCCCUGGGCGUGGAAGACGAAGGAAAGAAUCAACGCGUCAUUUCCGAUACCGAGUGUUGCCGCGACAUCAUUCAGAAUGGCCCGGUCACAAGAAGCCCAGCGCGUAUACACGUGGUGCUGAGAUAUCCACUGGCAUGUCCCCGUUGCUUCGGCUUCGAUGUCGUGAAGCCGACUGUCCAUUCUCGGGAACGCCAACGAGCUCCAGCAAUCGUGGGGUAGAUUGAUGGCUUCUUUUGUGCCUGUGUAGCUUGAUGAGUUGCGAAUAUGCUAUCGACGAAGCGGCCGUUCAUAUCAAAAUACACCGGGCCGGAGAAGCUGGCACCAGGGAAGUGGUCACCACUGCCUGCACUCUCGUUCACGGUACUCGCAUAAGCGCUGAUAUGAUCCCCAGCACGGCGGUUGCUAUCAAGCCUGUCGUUUUGUCGACCUGACCAAGCCGAGGCCGCUUCCGUGACGCGAAGUCCCCCUCCAUCUCUCCUUCUGUUGUUCAAGGUCUAGUAGUUCGGGUCAGAACCACGGGGACCUUGUCUUCAUCAAGAAAAGCACAGAUACGCGACACGACACCGCCUCAACUGG
Messenger RNA from Purpureocillium takamizusanense, 1787 nucleotides. RefSeq lists its product as uncharacterized. The record is from RefSeq and is a predicted model, not a curated record. Lineage: Eukaryota; Fungi; Ascomycota; Sordariomycetes; Hypocreales; Ophiocordycipitaceae. The transcript is spliced from 2 exons. The coding region runs from base 140 to 1006 and encodes 288 amino acids.